AUGUCGCAGCCGACCCUCAACUCCAGCCUGAGCGGCAUCAACACGUUCAACUUCGUCGGCAUGAACCGCAGCGGCGGCGGCCGGCUGUCCUACACCAGUCUGCGCGCCGCCUCGGGCGACAACAGCAUCAACGAGGAGGAGCGGCUGUCGACGCCGAACGUACACGCUCUGGGCGGCAGCGUGAGCCCCCGUGGCAGCCUGACGAUGGAGCGAAGCUCGUCGCGGCUGUCGCAGCCGGACGUGCGCCGCUUCGCAAUGCGGCAUGAUAAGCGCGAGCGGCUGUCGCAGCCCACCCUCGUCACCGGCGACUACUACCCCGGUCGGACGCAGCAGCGGCUGUCCCAGCCGUGCCUCAGCAGCGGCGGCAUUGGCAUGCACUCGCCCUCGCCGCCACCCUACCCCCUCAAGCACAAGAGAUUCGGGCCGGCUGUCCUGCAGGCGAGCCAGCGCGACCGUCUGUCGCAGCUGGACAUCGGCGCCAAGUAUCGAAACAUCAAGGAUCUGGGAGGAGGGGGCGGCGGCGGGGGCGGCAACAGUGCCGCCCAGGUCAAAUUUAAUCGCGAUCGGUUCUCGAUUCCGGAGCUCGAGACGCAGAACGACCUGCGGCUGAUCGCCGGCACGCCCAAGCAGCGCUUCAGCCUGGACAGUCAGCUGACGAAGCAGCGCUUCAGCCUGGACAGCCAGGACAGCUGUAAGUCGCGGCUGCUACCGAUCGCCAGCUCGCCGAUCUUCGAGCACCAGCAGAUGAAGACCGAGGAACUCAUGGGGAUGACGUCGGACCGGCUCAAGAGCCCGACCUGCGAGGGUCUGCAGAGCGUGAUCGUCGCGACCACGUCGCCGAUCUUCCCGCCCGGCGAGAGGCGCUUCCUCGCGCCGGACUUCCCGUUCACGGGCAGAAAAACGUCGACGUCCCCGUCGCCGCCCAAGUCCGAGGUCAUCCCGUUCGCCAAGUCGGCGCGCUCCGGCAAACCGCCGCCGAUUCCGAUGCGGGAGCGGAUGUCGGUACCGGAGAUCAGGAACUCGAGCCUGCGCCGGCUGCUGGACCCGCCUGCCCGGCAGCGGCACAGCAUCGCCGGGAAUCUGAGGCAGUCGCUGCUGUCGCCGGUGAAGCUGCCGGAGUUCGGCACCGGCAGCAGGAAAUCGCCGCGGUACUCGAUCGACGACGCGCUCGAGAAGCUGAAGAGGAUCGAGAAGGAGGAGAACCGACGGAACCAGGAGACGAGUGAGCUCAGGAGGCAGGACACGAAGGAGCAGGACCAGGAGAAGGAACCGAAGCACAUCCAGCGGCACUAUUCGUACACGUACGAGACGUCCGGCAGCGAAAACAGCGGCAGCGCCUCGACGCUCGGCAAGCUGAGCGUGGGCGGCACGCCGAAGCGCAAGUUCCUCGAGAGCAACUUCGACGAGAACGAGCAGGUGAUCACGACGGUGAUCGAGACGGAGAUACCGAUGAUCCUGCCGAGCACGCCCGGCAAGUACGCCAAGAAGGUGCAGGCGUACUCGAGCGACACGCCCAAGUGGAUCCGCAAGUACCUGGAGAACGAGAACAGCCCGAAGGUGGGCAGAAAGACCUCGGCCACCGGCAAGGACCAGAUCGUCAGGUCGAGCAGCCGCAGGAGCAGCCGCAGGAAAAGCUCGCUGGAGUCGAUCGAGGCGAUGGCGAAGAAGCCCGAGGAGAAGGCGCGCUCCAAGUCCGCCAGCUGCGAGGAGAGGAACGUCGCGGAGCAGAUGGGCGGCGCGAAGGAAACCUACGUGAGGAUUGUGCCGUCCAACAACGCCCAGCAGGAGAAUAGGUACGAGGUCGGCGUGGAGACGACCUCGUGGACCACGACCGACGGCCGGGGUCUCUACGGCGACGACACCGACACGGACGACUCCACGUCGAUUUAA
Vollenhovia emeryi is the source of this 1890-nucleotide messenger RNA. Its product is annotated as serine/arginine repetitive matrix protein 1-like. The transcript has a single exon. The coding region runs from base 1 to 1890 and encodes 629 amino acids. The record is from RefSeq and is a predicted model, not a curated record. NCBI's taxonomy places the organism in Eukaryota, Metazoa, Arthropoda, Insecta, Hymenoptera, Formicidae.